GAGGCCCACCAACGAAGGCCAGCCAGAUUGAUGGAAUGAAGAACGGAAACCAAACCAGAAACCACCACCGGGCUGGUCGGAUCCGUGCCGCCGCCGUCCUCCUCCGCCGCCGCCGCCUCCUUUUCGAUUCGCCGCUUCAAAUCACCGCAGAGCAGAGGUCGGGCGGGAUGGCUUCCGAUGCCCAGGCGCAGCAGCCCAAGCCCACCAGGGUCUCGCUGUCCUACGAGGAGAUCUCCAAGCUCUUCUCCCUCCCCAUCGCCGAGGCGGCCUCCAUCCUCGGAGUCGGCACCAGUGUCUUGAAGAGGAUAUGCCGCACCCACGGGAUUGUUAGGUGGCCAUAUCGAAAGCUUGUUUCUGCGAAAACUGGUGACGACACAAAAGGUCCUGAAAGAGAGAAAGCCAAGGAACUUCCUGAGUUGUCAAAAAUUGCAAAACAAAAGGCUUCCAACUCAUCUGCUUCACCAAUUGUGUCAUCAACCACUUCCCAAGGAGCGGCGAAAUCUCAACAGGGCAGUUCUAAGGCAGGGCAAGUUUCGGUUUCACCCCCAGCAGGUAACCAGAAUAUGUCACCAAGCUUGGCCCAUGGUAGCCAAGCCAAAGCCAUUCCUAGCUACAUGGAUGAUUUUAAGUACGGAUUCCCAUCAUCUGGCUUGUCCUGUGGAACUAUGAAAUGGUGGGGUGGGAGCAGCGACGCGGACUGUGCGCCCACCAAAGAUGGAAGCCGUGAAGCCCAUGGUGAGGCCUCAAAGGGCAUGACUGAGGAUGAUGAGUUGGACUGGGGAGCAGAUGAGGCAGAAACCGAAGCUGAUGGCGCUGUUACGGCUGAAGCGUCAGCACAGCUGUGCUCCCUGAGAAGGAAAGCAGUAGACGACGGGCGCAAGCUAUUGAAUGGUGACACCCGCAGGGGCCAAGAAUUUUCUAGGCUGAACAAGAGGCAGAAGCUGGCCCUGGCCCAGGUAUUUGGGGCUUCACUGCCAGAUGUUGUAUUGCUUGUGUUUAGCGAGUGAGCAACCGAUAGAUGCGGUUGCCCUCCCUCUUCUGAUCCUCAUGUAACCGAAACUUGCCCUGCCUUAGCGAGAAGUGUGAAAUCCUCUCAUUGAAUUGAAGAAUGGUGGUAGGAGCUUGUUUUGCCUGCCUACCAUACAAGUCGUUGUCGUUGCUUUCCUGUAUGUAUUAUCUUGUCUCCCACGUGCACACAAGGAGAGCACCUUGUAUAUGUGAAUGCACUAGUAUAUUUACUAACAUGAUUA
Molecule: messenger RNA, 1250 nt
Organism: Setaria italica (foxtail millet)
Lineage: Eukaryota; Viridiplantae; Streptophyta; Magnoliopsida; Poales; Poaceae
Exons: 4
Coding region: 36-1007 (323 amino acids)
Molecular function (GO): DNA-binding transcription factor activity
Source: RefSeq, a predicted model, not a curated record